AUGUCGCUCUUCUCCGCUCGUGUGGCCUCUUCCAUGGCCAGGCGUUUGCCUAAUGCCGCCACAAAGGUAUCGAAGGCCGCCGCUCCAGCGGUCGCAGUGGCUUCGCGCAAGCUCCAUGUUUCCGCCCCACACAAAGCUGCCGAAAUCUCCGCCAUCCUGGAGGAGAGAAUCCUCGGUGCCGCACCCAAGGCUGAUUUGGAAGAGACUGGACGGGUGUUGAGCAUUGGUGACGGUAUUGCUCGUGUAUAUGGACUGAAGAACAUCCAAGCUGAGGAGAUGGUGGAAUUCUCCUCUGGUCUCAAGGGAAUGGCUCUUAACUUGGAGCCCGACAAUGUGGGUGUGGUAGUAUUCGGUAAUGACAAGCUGAUCAAAGAAGGUGACAUCGUAAAACGUACCGGUGCCAUUGUGGACGUGCCUGUCGGUGAACAGAUUUUGGGUCGUGUUGUUGAUGCCUUGGGUAACCCUAUUGAUGGAAAGGGCCCAAUUGACACAAAGUCCCGUAUGCGAGUUGGUAUUAAAGCCCCUGGUAUCAUCCCACGUGUGUCUGUACGAGAGCCUAUGCAGACUGGUAUUAAGGCUGUAGACUCACUGGUGCCCAUUGGACGUGGUCAGCGUGAGUUGAUCAUUGGUGACCGUCAAACUGGCAAAACUGCUUUGGCCAUUGACACCAUCAUCAACCAGCAGCGUUUCAACAAGGGCGAAGACGAGAAGAAGAAGCUGUACUGUAUCUAUGUGGCUAUAGGACAGAAGAGAUCAACUGUAGCCCAGAUUGUGAAGAGGUUGACUGACGCCGGUGCCAUCAACUACACAAUCAUCGUGUCUGCCACUGCCUCUGACGCCGCCCCUCUGCAAUACUUGGCGCCUUACUCUGGGUGUGCUAUGGGUGAAUUCUUCCGCGACAACGGCAAGCACGCCCUUAUUAUCUAUGAUGACUUGUCUAAGCAGGCUGUUGCCUACCGUCAGAUGUCCCUGUUGCUACGUCGUCCCCCGGGUCGUGAGGCCUACCCCGGAGAUGUGUUCUACCUCCACUCACGUCUUCUGGAACGUGCUGCUAAGAUGUCUGACAAGAUGGGUGGUGGAUCCCUGACAGCUUUGCCAGUUAUUGAAACCCAGGCUGGAGAUGUGUCUGCUUACAUUCCCACCAACGUGAUCUCUAUCACAGAUGGACAGAUUUUCUUGGAAACUGAGCUGUUCUACAAGGGUAUCCGGCCAGCCAUCAACGUCGGUCUCUCCGUAUCACGUGUAGGAUCUGCUGCCCAGACCAAGGCUAUGAAGCAGGUGGCAGGUUCCAUGAAGCUUGAGCUGGCUCAGUACCGUGAGGUCGCUGCAUUUGCCCAGUUUGGUUCUGACUUGGAUGCCGCUACUCAGCAGCUUUUGAACAGGGGUAUGCGUCUUACUGAGCUCUUGAAGCAGGGACAAUAUGUGCCCAUGGCUAUUGAAGAACAGGUUGCUAUCAUCUACUGUGGUGUACGUGGUCACCUUGACAAACUGGACCCAACCAAGAUCACGGCAUUUGAGAAAGCUUUCACUGAACACAUCAAGACCAGCCACCAGGGUCUGUUGAGCACUAUUGCCAAGGAUGGACAGAUCACCCCUGAGUCCGAUGCCUCACUGAAGAAGAUCGUCACCGACUUCCUUGCAACUUUCCAGGCGCAGUAA
This is a messenger RNA of Leptosia nina, 1659 nucleotides long. NCBI's taxonomy places the organism in Eukaryota, Metazoa, Arthropoda, Insecta, Lepidoptera, Pieridae. The record is from the annotation of a GenBank genome assembly.